This is a messenger RNA of Salarias fasciatus (jewelled blenny), 14904 nucleotides long. RefSeq names its product ryanodine receptor 3 (gene ryr3). The transcript is spliced from 107 exons. The record is from RefSeq and is a predicted model, not a curated record. Gene Ontology annotation, molecular function: calcium ion binding; ryanodine-sensitive calcium-release channel activity; protein binding. Gene Ontology annotation, cellular component: sarcolemma; Z disc; calcium channel complex. Gene Ontology annotation, biological process: release of sequestered calcium ion into cytosol by sarcoplasmic reticulum; intracellular calcium ion homeostasis; striated muscle contraction. Bases 56 to 14623 code for a protein of 4855 amino acids. NCBI's taxonomy places the organism in Eukaryota, Metazoa, Chordata, Actinopteri, Blenniiformes, Blenniidae.
UUUCUGCCGGCAGUCAGCGGUGGCUUCCAGAGUCUGAGCAGGCUCCUUCACAGCCAUGGCUGAGGGCGGAGAAGGGGAAGAUGAGAUCCAGUUCUUGAGAACUGAUGACGAGGUCGUGCUCCAGAGCGUCGCCACCAUCCAGAAGGAGCAUCGCAAGUUCUGCCUGGCCGCAGAGGGACUGGGAAACCGUCUGUGCUACCUGGAACCCACAUCUGAAGCUAAGUAUGUUCCUCCAGACCUGUGUAUUUGUAACUUUGUGCUGGAGCAGUCCCUGUCGGUGCGGGCCCUGCAGGAGAUGCUGGCUAACACGGGACAGAACAGCGAAGGGAGGUUGAUUAAAAAGGCGGGUCAGGGGGGUGGACACCGGACCCUGCUCUACGGUCACGCCAUCCUCCUUCGCCACUCCUUCAGUGGCAUGUACUUGACCUGCUUGAAAACUUCAAGGUCUCUGACCGACAAGCUGUCGUUUGAUGUCGGACUGCAGGAAGACUCAAUAGGAGAGGCUUGCUGGUGGACCAUUCACCCUGCAUCCAAGCAGAGAUCAGAGGGAGAGAAAGUCCGCAUCGGGGACGACCUGAUUCUUGUCAGCGUGUCUACAGAAAGAUACUUGCAUCUUUCGAUUUCCAAUGGCAACAUUCAGGUGGACGCCUCCUUCAUGCAGACGCUGUGGAACGUCCAGCCGACCUGUUCCUCAGGGAACAUGGCUGUAGGAUAUUUGAUUGGUGGCCACGUGAUGCGUCUCUGUCACGGCCAUGAUGAGAGUUUGACCAUCCCCGGAGCGGACAAGAGCGAAGAGGAGCAGAGAAGAGUCAACUAUGAGGCAGGAAAGGGAGCCUCAAAGGCCCGCUCUCUGUGGAGACUGGAGCCUCUCAGGAUCAGCUGGAGCGGCAGCCAUAUCCGAUGGGGCCAGCCGUUCCGAUUACGCCACCUCUCCACGGGCCAUUAUCUGGCUCUGACCAAAGACCGGGGACUGGUCCUGCAGGACCGGGAGAAGUCCGACACCAAGUCCACCGCCUUCUGCUUCAGGGCCUCCAAGGAGAAGGUCGACUCGGGCCCGAAGAGGGACAUCGACGGCAUGGGAGCGCCGGAGAUCAAGUACGGAGACUCGGUCUGCUUCGUCAUGCACAUGGAGACGGGCCUGUGGCUGUCCUACCUGGCGCCCGACGCCAAGUCGUCUCGUCUCGGUCCCCUGAAAAGAAGGGCCUGCCUGCAUUCUGAGGGCCACAUGGACGAUGGUCUCAUCCUCCAGCGCUGCCAGCACGAGGAGUCUCGGGCGGCGCGCAUCAUCCGUAACACCACGUUCCUCUUCACCAACUUCAUCAAGGCUUUGGACAGCACUGCUGCCGGUGAAUCUAUGGCGGUCGCCGGGUACGUCGAAGAGGUGCUGCAGACGCUGAACGACCUGAUCGAGUACUUCAAGCAGCCCGACUCGGAGCUGGAGCACGAGGAGAAGCAGUGUCUGCUCCGGUCGCUCAUCAAACGGCAAGACCUCUUCAAAGAGGAGGGAAUGCUGACCCUCCUGUCCAAAUGCAUCGACCGGUUGAACUUGUACAACAGUGCGGCUCACUUUGCGGAGAAGGCCGGGGAGGAGGCCGGAGCGGCGUGGAAAGACAUUCUGAACCUCCUCUAUGAACUUUUAGCUUCACUGAUCCGUGGCAACAGAAACAACUGCACUCAGUUCUCCCGCAAAUUGGACUGGUUGGUCAGCAAACUGGAGAGGCUUGAAUCCUCAUCAGGAAUCCUGGAAGUCCUUCACUGCAUCUUGGUAGAAAGCCCAGAGGCUCUGAACAUCAUCCAGAGAGGGCACAUUAAAUCCAUCAUCUCUCUGCUCUACAAGCAUGGGCGCAACCACAAGAUUCUGGAUGUCCUGUGUUCCCUCUGCGUCUGCAAUGGAGUCGCCGUGAGAGCCAAUCAGAAUCUGAUCUGCGACAACUUGCUUCCCAAGAGGGACCUGCUGCUGCAGACCCGACUGGUCAAUGACGUGCAGAGCAUGAGGCCGAACAUCUUCCUGGGCAUGGCAGAGGGUUCUGCUCAGUAUAAGAAGUGGUAUUUCGAGCUGGUCAUUGACCAGGUUGACCACUUCGUAACUGGGGAGCCGACUCACCUGAGAGUGGGCUGGGCCAACACCAAGGGCUACGCUCCGUACCCCGGCGGAGGAGAGGGCUGGGGAGGGAACGGAGUCGGGGAUGAUCUGUACUCCUACAGCUUUGAUGGGCUUCAUCUCUGGUCAGGUCGCAUCCCGAGGGCCGUGGCCUCCAUUAACCAGCACCUGCUGAACUCGGACGACGUGGUCAGCUGCUGUCUGGAUCUGGGCGCUCCCAGCAUGUCCUUUAGGAUCAACGGGCAGCCCGUCCAGGGCAUGUUCGAGGACUUCAACACCGACGGGUUCUUCUUCCCGGUCGUCAGCUUCUCUGCAGGUGUCAAGGUGCGUUUUCUGUUGGGCGGACGACACGGCGACUUCAAGUUCUUGCCGCCCGCCGGCUACUCCCCGUGCUAUGAGGCGCUGCUGCCCAAAGAGAAGAUGUAUGUGGAGCCCGUGAAGGAGUACAAGAGGGACCAUGAGGGGGUCCGCGAUCUGCUGGGAACCACCCAGUUCCUCUCUCAGGCCUCCUUCAUUCCCACUCCUGUCGACACCAGCCAGAUUGUUCUCCCUCCUCAUCUGGACAACAUCCGGGACAAGUUGGCAGAAAACAUCCAUGAGCUGUGGGGAAUGAAUAAGAUCGAGCUGGGCUGGACAUACGGCAAGGUUCGGGAUGACAACAAGCGGCAGCACCCUUGCCUUGUGGAUUUCAUCAAGCUGCCCGAAACUGAGAGGAACUACAACUUGCAGAUGUCUAGUGAAACGCUGAAGACCUUGUUGGCACUGGGCUGCCAUGUAGCCCAGGUCAAUGUUAACGCUGAAGACGAUCUGAAGAAAAUCAAAUUGCCCAAAGACUACGUGAUGUCUAAUGGGUAUAAGCCUGCGCCACUGGACCUCUCUGACGUGAAGCUGAAUGCAGGCCAGGAGGUUCUAGUUGAUAAACUGGCUGAAAACGCACACAACGUGUGGGCCAAAGACCGAAUCAAACAAGGAUGGACCUAUGGCAUCCAGCAGGAUUUGAAGAGCAGGCGUAAUCCUCGCCUGGUGCCAUACGCUUUGCUGGAUGAGCGCACAAAGAAAUCUAACAGGGACAGUCUGAGAGAGGCCAUCAGGACGAUGGUUGGAUAUGGAUAUGACAUUGACCCGCCUGACCAGGAGGUUGUGCACGUGUCAGACGAUCAGAGCAUCGAGACCAUCCGCUUCUUCCGCGUGGAGCAGACGUACGCACUGAAAACAGGGAAGUGGUACUUCGAGUUUGAGGCCUUGAGUGGAGGAGAUAUGAGGGUCGGCUGGGCCAGACCGGGCUGCAGACCAGACGUGGAGCUGGGCUCAGACGACCAAGCCUUCGUCUUUGAUGGAUAUCGGGGACGACGCUUGCAUGCAGGCAGCCGCUACUUUGGACAUCCGUGGAAAAAGGGCGACGUUGUUGGUUGCAUGAUCAACAUGGAGGACAAAUCCAUGAUCUUCACCCUGAACGGAGAGCUCCUGAUCACCAACAAGGGCUCCGAGCUUUGCUUUGCCGACUUCGAGACAGAGGACGGCUUCAUCCCCGUCUGCAGCCUCGGCAUGUCUCAGAUUGGCCGCAUGAACCUGGGCAAGGACGCCAGCACUUUUAAAUACUACACCAUGUGUGGCCUGCAGGAGGGCUUUGAGCCGUUCGCUGUCAACAUGAACAGAGAGAUCACCAUGUGGUUCAGCAAGCGCCUGCCCACCUUCGUCAACGUCCCCCCGGAGCACAUGCACAUCGAGGUGACGAGGAUCGACGGGACAGUGGACAGCCCUCCUUGCCUGAAGGUCACCCACAAGACAUACGGCACCCAGAACAGCAACAACGACAUGUUGUAUUGCAGACUGAGCAUGCCGGUGGAGUUCUACUCCGCAGACAAGCUGCUGGACGAAUCGCUGAAACUCAGCCAUCCUCCAAAGGAAGAUGGAAGCAUUGACUAUGGAAGCAUCACAACUUACUACCACUCAGUGAGAGUGUUUGCUGGACAGGACCCCGCCUCGGUGUGGGUCGGCUGGGUCACGCCGGACUAUCACUACUACAGCAAGAACUUCAGCCUCGGCGAGACGCGCACCGUCACCGUCACGCUGGGAGACGAGAGGGGCCGGGUUCACGAGAGUGUCCAAAGAGGGAACUGCUACAUGGUGUGUGGAACAGACGCGGUCGGCACGUCCCCCUCCACCCGCUCCAGCUCCGACCUGGAGAUCGGCUGUCUGAUCGACCUGGCCACUGGCCUCCUCUCCUUCAACGCCAACGGCAAGGAGCUCCCCACAACCUAUCAGGUGGAGCCCAACACCAAGCUCUUCCCGGCCGUGUUUGUUCUCCCGACCAGUGCAAACCUCUUCCAGUUCGAGUUUGUCAAGAUCAAGGAUGCCAUGCCGCUGUCCUCGGCCAUAUUCAAGAGCGAGCACAGGAACCCGGUGCCGCAGUGCCCGCCGCGCCUGGACGUGCAGACCAUCGUGGCGGUGCUGUGGAGCCGGAUGCCCAACACCUUCCUCAGCGUGGAGACGGCCCGUGUCAGCGAGCGGCACGGCUGGGUGGUGCAGUGUCUGGAGCCGCUGCAGAUGAUGGCUGUACACAUACCUGAAGAAAACAGGUGUUUGGACAUCCUGGAGCUGUCCGAGCUGGAAGGCUUGAGGAAAUUCCACUACCACACCCUGAAGCUGUACUGCUCCCUCUGCGCGCUGGGAAACACCCGCGUCGCUCACGCCCUGUGCAGCCAUUUGGACCAGUCGCAGCUCCUCUACACCAUCGACAACCAGUACCUGUCCGGCAUGCUGAGGGAGGGCUUCUACAACGUCCUCAUCAGCAUCCAUCUCGAGACGGCGAAAGAGGCCCGUCUGAUGAUGAACAACGAGUUCAUCAUCCCCGUGACCGACGAGACGCGCUCCAUCAAGCUGUUCCCCGACGAGUCCAAGAAGCACUCGCUGCCCGGCGUGGGCCUGAGCACCUCCCUCAAGCCGCGGGUCAACUUCUCCCCCGUCGGCAUCAUCAGCACCAAACGCCACCAGUACCUGUGCAGCCCCCAGAUCCCCCUGGUGGUCCUGAAGGAGAAGGCCAUCAGCAUGCUGUCCGAGGCCGUGCAGGGCGGGGGCACCCACAUCCGCGACCCGGUGGGCGGCAGCGUGGAGUACCAGUUCGUUCCCAUCCUCAAGCUGAUCGGCACGCUGCUCAUCAUGGGGGUGCUGACCAGCGAGGAGGUGCGGCUCAUCCUCCUCCUGAUCGACCCCAACGUGUUCGGAGAAAGCAAGGAGGGGGAGGAGGGCAAGGGCGACGAGGCGGCCGCCACGGGGGAGAAGGAGGACGUGAGCAAGAACGAGGAGAAGGCCGUGGAGGCGGGAGAGGAGGAGACGAAGGAGAGCAAGUCGCCCGUCAAAGGCCUGCUGGAGAAGUCUCUACCGGAGUCUGUCAAACACCAGAUGUGCGAGCUGCUCCACUACUUCUGCGACUGCGAGCUGAAGCACCGCAUCGAGUCCAUCGUCUCCUUCUCCGACAGCUUCGUCUCCAAGCUGCAGUACAACCAGAAGUUCCGCUACAACGAGCUGAUGCUGGCUCUCAACAUGUCCGCCGCCGUCACCGCCAAGAAGACCAAAGAGUUUCGCUCGCCGCCGCAGGAGCAGAUCAACAUCCUGUUGAACUUCAGUGCAGGCGAGGACUGUCCCUGUCCGGAGGAUAUCCAGGAGGAACUGAACUCCUUCCAUGAAGAACUGCGACUGCACUGUGGAAUUCCGGUGGAGGAGGAAGAGGAGGAGCAGGACACCUCGAUAAAAGGCCGGCUUCUGGCUCUGGUCUACAAGAUCAAGGGGCCGCCUCAGAAGACUGAGGAGGAGCCUGCAGAGAAGGAGCAGGCUGCCCCGACCAACCUGAAGGAGCUGAUCUCCCAAACCAUAACCAGCUGGGCUCAGGAGUCUCACAUCCAGGACCCAGAGCUGGUUAGAGUGAUGUUCAGCCUGCUGAGGAGGCAGUACGAUGGCAUCGGGGAGCUGCUCCGCGCCAUGAAGAAAUCCUACACCAUCAGCGCGGCAUCCGUGCAGGAUGCUAUUAACCUGUUGGUGUCUCUGGGUCAAAUCAGGUCUCUGCUGUCAGUGCGAAUGGGCAAAGAGGAGGAGAAACUCAUGAUUGAUGGGCUCGGUGAUAUCAUGAACAACAAGGUUUUCUACCAGCAUCCUAACCUGAUGAGAGUGCUGGGCAUGCAUGAGACGGUCAUGGAGGUGAUGGUCAACGUGUUGGGAGGAGACAAGUCACAGGAGAUCGCCUUCCCCAAGAUGGUGGCCAGCUGUUGUCGUUUCUUAUGCUACUUCUGUCGCAUUAGUCGCCAGAACCAGAAAGCCAUGUUUGACCACCUGAGCUACCUGCUGGAGAACAGCAGUGUCGGUUUGGCCUCUGAAGCAAUGCGAGGCUCCACUCCGCUGGACGUCGCAGCUUCUUCAGUGAUGGACAACAACGGCCUGGCUCUGGCCCUGGAGGAGCCGGAUCUGGAAAAGGUGGUGACGUAUCUGGCAGGCUGCGGCCUUCAGAGCUGCGCCAUCCUGGUGGCUAAAGGCUACCCAGACCUGGGCUGGAACCCCAUCGAGGGCGAGCGAUACCUGUCCUUCCUCAGGUUCGCCGUCUUCUGCAACGGUGAGAGCGUGGAGGAAAACGCCAACGUGGUGGUGAAGCUGCUGAUCAGACGUCCCGAGUGUUUCGGCCCCGCCCUGCGGGGGGAGGGGGGUCAGGGUCUGCUGGCCGCCAUGAAAGAAGCCAUCAAGAUCUCCGAGGAUCCUGCUCUUGACUUACCCAAGACCCCCGCUGGAGUCGCCACAGGGUCGGGGGAGGAAGAGGAGGAAGUGAUCCAUAUGGGUAACGCCAUCAUGUCCUUCUACUCGGCCCUCAUCGACCUGCUGGGACGCUGUGCUCCCGAGAUGCACCUCAUCAAUGCAGGUAAAGGUGAGGCGCUGCGCAUCCGAGCCAUCCUGCGCUCCCUGGUUCCCACCAUAGACCUGGUGGGCGUCAUCAGCAUCCCCCUCAAAAUGCCCGUCAUUAAUAAAGAUGGGACGGUGACGGAGCCCGACAUGUCCGCAUGCUUCUGUCCGGACCACAAGGCUCCCAUGGUGCUCUUCCUGGACAGAGUGUACGGCAUUGAGGACCAGAGCUUCCUGCUCCAGAUGUUGGAGGUCGGCUUCCUGCCUGACCUCCGAGCCUCGGCGUCUCUGGACACAGAGGUGCUGAGCACCACGGAGACGGCGCUGGCCAUGAACCGGUACAUCGGCUCGGCCCUGCUGCCCCUGCUGACCCGCUGCGCCGCCCUCUUCGCUAACACGGAGCACUACGCCCAGCUGGUGGACUCCACGCUGCAGACCAUCUACCGCCUGUCCAAGGGCCGCUCGCUCACCAAGGCUCAGCGAGACGCCAUCGAGGAGUGUCUGCUGGCCAUCUGCAAACACCUGCGUCCCUCUAUGAUGCAGCAGCUUCUCAGACGCCUGGUGUUCGACGUUCCCAUGCUCACUGAGUACUGCAAAAUACCUCUCCAGCUGCUCAUCAACCACUACGAGCAGAACUGGAAGUAUUACUGCCUGCCGUCUGGGAUGGGCAGCUUUGGCAUCGCGUCGGAGGAGGAGCUCCUGCUCACCAAGAAACUCUUCUGGGGAAUCUUUGACUCACUUUCUCAGAAGAAAUAUGAUGCCGAACUCUUCAAAAUGGCCAAGUCAUGCCUGUGCGCCAUCGCCGGGGCUCUGCCUCCCGACUUCGUGGACGCCAGUUUAGGGGCGACUCUGGAGAAGCAGGCGUCGGUGGAUGCACAGGGGAACUUUGACCCCAGGCCGAUCAACACUGCCAAUAUCUCCCUUCCUGAAAAACUUGAGUACAUUGUCAACAAAUAUGCAGAGCAUUCCCAUGACAAGUGGUCCUCGGAGAAGAUGUCAGCGGGCUGGAAAUAUGGGGACAGCGUGGACGAGCAAGCCAAAAGCCAUUCAUUACUGAAGCCGUACAAAGCUCUCAGUGAGAAGGAGAGAGAAACCUACCGCUGGCCAGUGAGGGAGUCUUUGAAGAGCAUGUUGGCGAUGGGCUGGAACAUCGAGAGGACCAAAGAGGGAGAAGCCUUGUUCCAGCAACGAGAGAGCGAAAAGCAGCGAAAGAUCUCGGAGUCUCAGGGUAAUGGCUUCAGUCCUGCUCCCAUGGACCUGCACAAUGUCACUUUAUCAAGAGAGUUGCAGGGCAUGGUGGAAGUGGUUGCAGAAAAUUACCAUAACAUCUGGGCUAAGAAAAAGAAAACGGAACUCACAAGUAAAGGAGGAGGGACCCACCCGCUGCUGGUUCCCUAUGACACCCUGACCGCUAAAGAGAAGUACAGAGACCGAGAGAAAGCCCAGGAGCUCUUCAAGUUCCUGCAGAUCAGCGGCUAUGCCAUUACAAGAGGUCUGAAGGACUUGGAGCAGGACUCGUCGUCCAUGGAGAAGAGGUUUUCCUUCAAGUUCCUCAAGCGGAUGCUGAAGUACGUCGACUCUGCCCAGGAGUUCAUCGCUCAUCUCGAGGCGAUGGCCACCAGCGGGAAGACGGACAAAUCGCCUCACGACCAGGAGAUCAAGUUCUUUGCUAAGGUGCUGCUUCCUCUGACUGAUCAGACCUUUAAGAACCACUGCCUCUACUUCCUGUCCACGCCCAGCAAAAACCUGAGCAGCUCCGGCUGCGCCUCCAGCAAAGAGAAGGAGAUGGUCACCAGCCUGUUCUGUAAGCUGGCAGCUCUUGUCAGACACAGGAUUUCUCUCUUUGGAAGUGAUUCAGCGAUGAUGGUGAGCUGUUUGGACAUCCUCACUCACUCACUGGACACCAGAACAGUGAUGAAGUCGGGCUCGGAGCUGGUGAAAGCCGGGUUCCGGACGUUCUUCGAGAACGCGGCCGAGGACCUGGAGAAGCUGCUGGAGAUGCUGAAACUGGGGAAGUUCCUCCAGUCUCGGGCUCAGAUGAAGAGCGUCAGUCAGAGCAUCAACUACGUGACCGUGGCUCUGCUCCCCAUCCUCACCGCCCUGUUCGAACACAUCAGAGCGCUGGAGUUCGGCGUCGACCUGCUGUUGGAUGACGUGCAGCUCUCCUGCUACCGAAUCCUGACGUGUUUCUACUCUCUGGGAACAGGAAAGAACGUCUUUGUGGAGAGGCAUCUGCCAGCUUUCGGGGAGAGCUUGGCGACGCUUGUCGGAGCCAUGCCGGUGGCGUUCCUCGAGCCUCACCUGAACGCCCACAAUCCCCUGUCUGUCUUCAACACCAAGACUCCCAGAGAGAGAGCCAUCUUGAGCAUGCCCGACACCGUGGAGGAGAUGUGUCCCGAAAUGCCUCGUCUGGACAGGCUGCUGAAAGACGUCAACGACGUCUCCGAGUCCGGCGCUCGCUACAGCGACAUGCCGCAGGUCAUUGAGGUCAUUCUCCCGAUGCUGUGCAACUAUCUGUCCCAAUGGUGGGAGAAGGGUCCCGAGAACUCGCCGCCGGACGCCGAGUGCUGCACCAUGGUGACGUCUGAGCACCUCAGCAUCAUCCUGGGAAACAUCCUCAAGAUCCUCAACAGCAACCUGGGCAUCGACGACGCCCCGUGGAUGAAGAGGAUUGCAGUCUACUCUCAGCCAAUCAUCUGCAAAGCCGGAGCAGAUCUGCUGAGGACCCACUUCCUUCCCACUCUGGACAAACUAAAGAAGAAGACAGUGAAGGUCGUGGCUGAAGAGGAGCUGCUGAAGGCUGAUAGCAAAGGAGACAACCAGGAGGCCGAACUCCUCAUCCUGGACGAGUUUGCUGUGCUGUGCAGGGAUCUCUAUGCUUUCUACCCCAUGCUCAUUCGCUAUGUGGACAACAACAGGUCCAGGUGGCUAAAAGAGCCGGAUGCAGACUCCACUGAGCUCUUCAGGAUGGUGGCUGAGAUCUUCAUCCUCUGGUGCAAAUCACACAACUUUAAGCGAGAGGAGCAGAACUUUGUGGUGCAGAAUGAGAUCAACAACCUGGGCUUCCUGACCGGCGAGGGCCAGACCAAGAUGUCCAAGUCGGGUGGGGACCAGGAGAGGAAGCACAAGCGGCGCCGUGGCGAAUACUACUCCAUCCAGACGUCGCUGAUCGUCGCGGCCCUGAAGAAGAUGCUUCCAAUCGGUCUCAACAUGUGCACACCUGGAGACCAGGAGCUCAUCUCACUGGCGAAGAUACGCUACAGCCUGAAAGACACAGAUGAUGAGGUGAAGGAGCACGUGCGGCAGAAUCUCCACCUCCAGGACAAGUCUGAUGACCCAGCCGUCCAGUGGCAGAUGAAUCUGUACAGAGACGUUGUGGUGAAGAGCGAAGAACCGGCAAACCCCGAACACACGGUGGACCGGGUCCAGAGCAUCUCUGCCGCUGUCUUCCACCUGGAGCUGGUGGAACAACCUCUGAGGAACAAGAAGUGUGUGUGGCAGAAGCUGCUGUCCAAACAGCGAAAGCGAGCCGUCGUGGCCUGUUUCCGUAUGGCUCCCCUCUACAACCUUCCCAGAUACAAAAAUAAUAAUUACUUCCUGAAUGGCUAUCGGGAGGUUUGGCUGGAAAGGGCGUUCAAAGCCUCCAGCUUUGACAGCCUGUUCUCCCUGCUGACGAAAACCCCGAUGAAGAUUGUGGAGGAGGAGGAAGAGGAGGUGGCUGAGAUCCAGCCGGACCCCCUCCACCAGCUCAUCCUCCACUUCAGCCACAACGCUCUCACCGAGAGAAGUCACUUGGAAGAAGAUCCUUUGUAUAUUGCGUACGCGGAUAUGAUGGCAAAGAGCUGUGCAGAGGAUGAGGAAGAAGAAGAGGAAGAAGGGAAAGAAAAGACAUUUGAGGAAAAGGAGAUGGAAAAGCAGAAGAUCUUGUACCAGCAGGCGCGGCUUCACGCUCGCGGCGCUGCUGAGAUGGUGCUGCAGAUGAUCAGCGCCAGUAAAGGGCGUCUGGGCCCCAUGGUCACCUGCACCCUCAAACUGGGCAUCUCCAUCCUAAAUGGAGGCAACGUGCAAGUGCAGCAGAAAAUGCUUGAUUACUUGAAAGAGAAAAGAGACGCAGGGUUUUUCAAGAGUCUCUCAGGACUGAUGCAGUCGUGCAGUGUCCUGGACCUGAAUGCAUUUGAAAGGCAAAACAAAGCAGAAGGACUUGGCAUGGUGACAGAAGAAGGUUCAAUCCACACUAAACGGGGCUCCAAGGUACUACAGAACGAUGAGUUUACUAAAGAUCUUUUCCGGUUUUUGCAACUUCUUUGCGAGGGGCACAAUGGAGAUUUCCAGAACUUCCUGCGAACCCAAACUGGCAACACGACCACAGUGAACAUCAUCAUCAGCACUGUGGACUAUCUGCUGCGGCUGCAGGAAUCUAUCAGUGACUUCUACUGGUACUACUCUGGCAAAGAUGUGAUUGACGAGACCGGAAAAGUCAACUUCUCCAAGGCGUUAUCUGUAGCCAAACAGAUCUUCAACUCGCUGACUGAGUAUAUUCAGGGCCCGUGUAUUGGAAACCAGCAGAGUUUGGCGCACAGCAGACUUUGGGAUGCGGUCGUUGGUUUCCUGCAUGUGUUUGCUAACAUGCAGAUGAAGCUGUCUCAGGACGCCAGUCAGAUUGAGCUGCUGAAGGAGCUGAUGGAUUUACAGAAAGACAUGGUUGUCAUGUUGCUGUCGCUGCUGGAGGGGAAUGUGGUGAACGGAACGAUCGGGAAGCAGAUGGUCGACACUCUGAUGGAGUCGUCGAACAACGUGGAGAUGAUCCUCAAAUUCUUCGACAUGUUCCUCAAGCUGAAGGACCUCACAACAUCCGACAAUUUCCGGGAGUACGACCCCGAGUGUAAAGGCAUCAUAUCUAAGAAGGAGUUCCAGAAGUCCAUGGAGAGCCAGAAGCAGUACAGCCAGUCUGAGAUCGAGUUCCUGCUCUCGUGCGCCGAGGCGGACGAGAACGACAUGUUCAACUACAAGGAGUUCGUGGAGCGGUUCCACGAGCCGGCCAAAGACAUCGGCUUCAACGUGGCGGUGCUGCUCACCAACCUGUCGGAGCACAUGCCCCACGACUCGCGCCUCGGCAGCUUCCUGGACCUGGCGGAGAGCGUGCUCAGCUACUUCGAGCCGUACCUGGGCCGCAUCGAAAUCAUGGGCAGCGCCAAGCGGAUCGAGAGGGUCUACUUCGAGAUCAGCGAGUCGAGCCGCGAGCAGUGGGAGAAGCCGCAGGUCAAGGAGUCCAAGCGGCAGUUCAUCUUCGACGUGGUGAACGAGGGCGGCGAGAGCGAGAAGAUGGAGAUGUUCGUCAACUUCUGCGAGGACACCAUCUUUGAGAUGCAGCUGGCGUCGCAGAUCUCCGAGCCGGACGCGGUGGAGCAGCCCGAGGAGGAGGAGGACGAGGACGGACACACCAUCCUGGACGAGCUGGCCGCGGAGGAGGAGGCCGCCCUGGAGUCGGCCUCGGCCUUCACCACCGCCUGCCGCUCCGUCAAGAAGAAGAUCCAACACGUGCGCAGCGUCUUCUCCAUCAAAAACGUGCGCAAGCAGCUGAAGAAAGUGAAGAAAUUGAGCAUCAAGGAGAUAAUCGUGGGAUUCUUCUCCUUCUUCUGGAUGCUCUUCACGGGCUUCUUCAAAGGCAUCUACAGCCUGGUCUUCGGCUUCUUCCACCUCAUCUGGUCCUCCAUGUUUGGCGGCGGGCUCGUGGAAGGAGCCAAGAACAUGAAGGUGACGGACAUCCUGGGGAACAUGCCCGACCCCACGCAGUUCGGGAUCCACGGGGACGCCAUGGAAGGGGAGAAGGUGGAGGCCGUGGAGUCGUCGGGGAGCCUGGACGCGGCCAUGGCGCCGGCGGGGGACAUCGCCGAGGUCGACGUGAUGCUGGAGCUGCUGACGGCGCCCAAGAAGGAAGGGGGGAAACACGUGGAGCCCGGCCUGGGGGACGUCUCCGAACUGACCGCCGACUCCUCUGCCGCCGACUCCAAGAAGAAAGCUGCUGCCAAGCCUGUCGAAGCCCCUGAGAAUGAACCCGAGAAAGCAGACUCGGAGAACCAGGAGAAGGAGGAUAAACCCAAGGAGGAGGAGGCGAAGGAGCCGGUGGCCGAGGAGAAGGCCAAGACCAGAUCCAGUCAGCCUAAGGAGGCGGCGCCCGCCUUCAUGUCCAGCAUCUUUGCUGUUCUCGACGUCUAUUUCACCAAGAUGCUGAACUACUUGGCUCGUAACUUCUACAACCUGCGCUUCCUGGCUCUGUUCGUAUGUUUCGCCAUCAACUUCAUCCUGCUCUUCUAUAAGGUCACCGGUGAGGCCGAGGAAGAAGCGGACGACGAGAACCGCUGGGGCGGCGAGGACGAGGAGGACGACGAGGACACGCUCUUCGACAUGGAUGAGUUCGUGCUGCAGGAGAGCACGGGCUACAUGCUGCCCACGCUGCGCUUCCUGGCCGUUUUCCACACCGUCAUCUCACUGCUCUGCCUGGUCGGAUACUACUACCUGAAGGUUCCCUUGGUCAUUUUCAAGAGGGAGAAGGAGAUCGCCCGGAAGCUUGAGUUCGACGGUCUGUACAUCACCGAGCAGCCGUCUGACGACGACAUCAAAGGCCAGUGGGACCGACUGGUCAUCAACACCCCCUCUUUCCCAAAUAACUACUGGGACAAGUUUAUAAAACGCAAGGUGAUCAACAAAUACGGCGACCUGUACGGGGCUGAGCGUAUCGCUGAGCUCCUGGGUCUGGACAAGAGCGCCCUGGACUUCGACCCCACCGUGGAAACUGUGGAGAAAGAAGCUUCGCUGGUGUCCUGGCUGAGCUCCAUUGAUACAAAGUACCACAUCUGGAAAAUGGGAGUGGUCUUGACUGAUAACAACUUCCUGUAUCUGAUCUGGUACACCACCAUGUCCAUUUUUGGACACUUCAACAACUUUUUCUUCGCCGCCCAUCUCCUGGACAUUGCCAUGGGCUUCAAGACCCUUCGCACCAUCCUCUCCUCCGUCACUCACAACGGCAAGCAGCUGGUGCUGACGGUGGGCCUGCUGGCCGUGGUCGUCUAUCUCUACACCGUGGUGGCCUUCAACUUCUUCAGGAAGUUCUACAACAAGAGCGAGGACGAGGACGAGCCCGACAUGAAGUGCGAUGACAUGAUGACGUGCUACCUGUUCCACAUGUACGUGGGCGUGAGAGCCGGAGGCGGGAUCGGAGACGAGCUGGAGGACCCGGCCGGAGAUCCCUACGAGCUCUACCGCAUCCUGUUCGACAUCACCUUCUUCUUCUUCGUCAUCGUCAUCCUGCUGGCCAUCAUCCAGGGUCUGAUCAUCGACGCCUUCGGUGAGCUGAGAGACCAGCAGGAGCAGGUGAAGGAGGACAUGGAGACCAAAUGUUUCAUCUGUGGCAUUGGGAACGACUACUUCGACCGGACACCUCACGGGUUUGAAACCCACACCCUACAAGAGCACAACUUAGCCAACUACCUGUUCUUCCUGAUGUACCUGAUCAACAAGGACGAGACGGAGCACACGGGUCAGGAGUCUUACGUUUGGAAGAUGUACCAGGAGCGAUGCUGGGACUUCUUCCCGACUGGAGACUGCUUCCGGAAGCAAUACGAGGACCAGCUGGGUUAGAGUGGGCAGCCUCGUCUGCUGCCCUGAACGCCCCCUCUCUCUACUUUCCUUCUAUCCGAAAGAGACGCUGAACUGAAUUUCACCCUGUUAACAGAAACUGAACACGCUGCCAUGGUGUCAAAAAAAAAAAAAAAAAAAAAAAAAAAAAGAGAAGAAAGAACACAACUUGGAACGAAUUCUGAUUGAGACACACAAACACACACUGAUCCGAAGACGUACAGCUCAUGAUUGGACGUUUUGCGUUUGUGCAUUCGAGCCCUCUUUUUCUCGUGACUGAAAAA